Molecule: messenger RNA, 1134 nt
Organism: Sordaria macrospora k-hell
Lineage: Eukaryota; Fungi; Ascomycota; Sordariomycetes; Sordariales; Sordariaceae
Biological process (GO): carbohydrate metabolic process
Cellular component (GO): extracellular region
Molecular function (GO): chitinase activity
Source: RefSeq, a predicted model, not a curated record
AUGCCCCCGCUCCCUCACCAACAUGUCCCUCGCCUCAUAACCUACUACCAAACGCACCACACCCCCUCGGGCGACCCCAUCUCCGUCCUCCCCUUUCUCCAAAAACCCGGCAUCCACCUCACCCACCUAAUCCUCGCCGCCAUCCACAUCAACUCCGACCCGGAGGGCAUCACGCUCAACGACCACCCGCCCUCACACCCGCGCUUCGCAACACUAUGGGACGAGCUCCGCAUCCUCCAAGCCUCAGGCAUCAAAGUCCUCGGCAUGCUCGGCGGCGCCGCCAAGGGCAGCUUCGAACGGCUUGACGUCUCCGAUCCAGAUUCCGACAUCGAAGGCAUGCCCCGUUUCGAGCGGUACUACCAGCCUCUCAAGCGCCUGGUUCAGGAGCGGGGACUAGACGGUCUAGACCUGGACGUCGAAGAAGAAAUGUCCCUUUCGGGGGUAAUCCACCUGAUCGACCGGCUGCGCAAGGACUUUGGGCCGGAGUUCCUCAUCACCCUGGCGCCCGUAGCGGCCGCGAUGCUGGACCCGGAAAAAAACCUGUCGGGAUUCGACUACGAGGCGCUGGAGGUGAUGAGGGGCAAGGAGAUAGCGUGGUACAACACGCAGUUUUACUGCGGGUGGGGGAACUGCAGCAAUCCGGUCAUGUACGAGAUGAUGGUCAUGAAGGGGUGGGCGCCGGAGAAGAUUGUGGUGGGUUUGAUCACGAACCCGGAGAACGGCGGCGGGUGGGUAGCCUGGCCGGCGCUGGCGGGCGUGCUGCCGCUGCUGGUGGGCAGACAUCCGAGGUUCGGAGGCGUGAUGGGUUGGGAGUACUUUAAUAGCUUACCUGGGUCGAGGGAGAGGCCGUGGGAGUGGGCGCAGGUCAUGACGGCCCUGUUGAGGGGGAGACAGGCGUCGGAUGCGGGAACGCAGUUGUUGGUUGGGCUGGGGGCUCCUUUGCAUCUUGAUGUUGCACAGCAGCAGCAUCAGCAAGAGCAGCAACAGCAACAAGAAGCAAGGCAGCCUCCACAGACCGAACAACAAGAAAAGGGAGGAGUGGCUGGGCUAGUGGACAAGGACGAAGUGGACGCGCCCAUUGCAGUGCCAAAUUCGUUUGAUUACCACACUGAUGCAGAAGAUGAGCAUGAGUAG